Messenger RNA from Ailuropoda melanoleuca (giant panda), 2194 nucleotides. It is a transcript of the gene PPIH, whose product is annotated as peptidylprolyl isomerase H. Gene Ontology annotation, molecular function: peptidyl-prolyl cis-trans isomerase activity; cyclosporin A binding. The record is from RefSeq and is a predicted model, not a curated record. The transcript is spliced from 10 exons. Gene Ontology annotation, cellular component: cytoplasm; intracellular membrane-bounded organelle. Gene Ontology annotation, biological process: protein folding; protein peptidyl-prolyl isomerization. Bases 90 to 623 code for a protein of 177 amino acids. Lineage: Eukaryota; Metazoa; Chordata; Mammalia; Carnivora; Ursidae.
UCUUGCGCCUGCGCAAUCCAGUAAACCCGCAAAGCGGGGAUUAGGUUCGCCGGAACCCAUGCCCCGUCUUCUGCUUCCGGGUCGGAGCCAUGGCGGUGGCAAAUUCAAGCCCUGUCAAUCCCGUGGUGUUCUUUGAUGUCAGCAUUGGCGGCCAGGAAGUUGGCCGCAUGAAGAUCGAGCUCUUUGCGGACGUUGUGCCUAAGACAGCCGAGAAUUUUAGGCAGUUCUGCACUGGAGAAUUCAGAAAAGAUGGGGUUCCGAUAGGAUACAAAGGGAGCACCUUCCACAGGGUCAUAAAAGAUUUCAUGAUUCAGGGUGGGGAUUUUGUUAAUGGAGAUGGUACUGGAGUUGCCAGUAUUUACCGGGGGCCAUUUGCAGAUGAAAAUUUUAAACUUAGACACUCAGCUCCAGGCCUGCUUUCCAUGGCGAACAGCGGUCCCAGUACAAAUGGCUGCCAGUUCUUCAUCACCUGCUCCAAAUGUGAUUGGCUGGAUGGGAAGCACGUAGUGUUUGGAAAAAUCAUUGAUGGACUUCUAGUGAUGCGAAAAAUCGAGAACGUUCCCACAGGCCCCAACAAUAAACCCAAGCUGCCUGUAGUGAUCUCACAGUGUGGGGAGAUGUAGUCCAGAGCAAGACUGAUCAGAUGGUUCUGGCAGCAAUGUGGAGGAGAAGCUGAGGCCAGUGAGGUGUCCACUGCAGCAGUCCAGGCGAGAGAAGAGGUUCCACGGGAAAAUACAGGUCUAGGGGGCGUCAGAGAUUUGGCAGCAAAUAUUUGCAUGGCUGCUGGGUGUUUGACACUGUUGUUCCCUGCCCUGAAAGACAGAAGCCCUGCCAGCUAAAAAGGGACGGGAGGGGAGAAUGGCUUCAUUGCAGUCCGAUCCAGUACAAAGGCAGAGCUCCCAGGGUGGUCAUCAGGUCUCAGGCAUUGAGGUAUGCCAGUCGGUGAAAUACAACAGAGCCUGAAAAAAAAAAAAAGGUAAAUCUGUGUGUGUUGGCAGAUUUCUAGGGUACGUUAAGUGACAAAGUCAAGAUUUAGUACAUUUGAAGAAUUAUUUCAGAAAUUACUGUAGUGUGAAAUAUAGCCCACUGUUAGUACUGGUUGGUUACUUGUGUGGUGUAGAGAUGGCAAAGGGUUUUUUUCCUCUCCCAUUUCUGUUGUCCCGUCUGUGCUUAAAUUUUCUAUAUUGAGCAUAUAUCUUAUAAUAGAAAUACAUACUGUAUAUACGUAGUUUUAGCUGAUCCUAGUUGUUUCCAGCUGCUCCCAGGAGCAUGCGGCUAACAGCAGUCUGAAUCACUCCCUGGUCCCUCCGUCUCCCAGGUCUAGGCAGUCUGCAGUGCCUUCCUGGGUGCUCCCACAGUACUUGGUUCAUCUCCCUGUAGAGCAUUUAACCUAGCGUAUCACAAAUGUGUUGGCCUGGUUUUCUCUAGACAGAACUUGAGUCAGGGACCAUGCUGACUAAUACAGUGCCUGGUCUAUGAUAGAGCUUAGGUCCUGGAGCACCAUGGAACUUAAAAAGUGCAUUUAUGCAUUUCUGAACAUUCUGCUUGGGGGCCAGGGUUAAACUCUCUGAGCCUGCAGUGUGACACCAGGACUCACUAUCCCCUGGAGGGAAAGGGGUGUGGCCAUGUUUAGGGGGAGGGAGACAGAGUAGUUUCUGAGUGUACUCACUCGGUUCUCUGAGUUAAGCUAACUACCAAGGCCAUAAACAGAGGGUGUGGACUUUACUUUCUGUAUGACACUGGGACCAAAACCGGCAAGGAAGGAAGAUUGCUCUUUGUUCUAGAGCUCCACAGAGAGCCAUCGAGGUCUGGCAAAAAGCACACAGACUUUGGAGCCAAGUAGACCAGGAAGCCCCAUCAAGCCAUUAAACCCCUUGGGACCCUAGUUUCCUCUUUUGCGUGAUCACAGAUAAUAUACACUGCACAGGGUUUAUGAAGGGGAGAUAAAUGAGAUGGAUGUGUGGCCGUAAACAUUAGUUUCUUUCUUUUUCCUUCUUCUGUAGUAUACCUCUCAACUUUGUCCUGGGGAACCAAAGGUCUGACCGAGGGCAAGAGACCAGUUCUGCUCUUUUGGGAAGAGCAGGUUAGGAGUGUAGAGAAGAACCGGGAGUAUUGCCUGUCAUGGAAUGUCCCCUUCCAGUGCCUCUGAGCUGCUUAUCUCUUCCAUCCCUAAUAGACCUCCACCUCUCUGCCA